AUUAUUUUGUUUUUAUUUUGUGAUUAAUAUGCCGUGAAAGACGUGACUAGAAAGAUAUCUGUUAUAAUCGGGACAAUAUGAGGUCAUACCAUUUCAACCGCAAGAGUAAUAGUGCGACCCACGCAGAGCCACCGGAAAUUAUCUAGUGACUGGGAUCGAUACGAACAGCCACCGCUCAAUGGGCGACAACCUAUGAAUAGCUUUUACCGUGGUUUGUGGCAUCUCGCUUCGAUAAAAGUACGGGCUAUACAAAGGGACGAAGAAAUCCUCAAGAGGAGAAAGAGCUGCCGAAAACAAAAGAUACCGCAAAAGGUGAAGUAUAAAGGUGUGACUGAUGGGGACCGUCCGACAGAAGAGGUCCUGGGGCUGGCAGAAAUAUUAGCGCCGUUCUCAGGAUAAAGGGAAGAUGACGGCGAUCAGCGGAGUGUGGCUCAUAAUGUCUU
This is a messenger RNA of Nezara viridula (southern green stink bug), 443 nucleotides long. Lineage: Eukaryota; Metazoa; Arthropoda; Insecta; Hemiptera; Pentatomidae. The record is from the annotation of a GenBank genome assembly.